This is a messenger RNA of Formica exsecta, 4620 nucleotides long. RefSeq lists its product as uncharacterized. The record is from RefSeq and is a predicted model, not a curated record. Lineage: Eukaryota; Metazoa; Arthropoda; Insecta; Hymenoptera; Formicidae. The transcript has 11 exons. The coding region runs from base 428 to 3352 and encodes 974 amino acids.
AACUAUUUUGCGUGUUUAGAAUUCUCUCAAAAUGACAAGUUAUCUUCGCGUGUGUCUUCUCACAUUGAAAAAUUAUUAAAAUCGAUCUAUCGCUUUUCUUUAGACACACAUACACAUACAUACACAUACACACAUUCAAUCGUUGCAGAAAUAAAUUAUAGUACGCGCGGGGUAUCAUUCACAUCGAAUUAAGUUGCGCAAGGUCGCUGCGAGAGACGAAAGUAAAGUCAGCUGAUACAAAAUCAAUAUCCCCUCGAAUUGUGUCGACCUGGUCGCAUCAAGACCGCGCCUCCGUUCACAAUUCCAUUCGCACGCAAAAGAAGUGGCAGAAGAACUGAGAAAGCUAUAAAUAUUUUUUUUUCUUCGCGCGUUCAAUACCUGCUUACCCAUCUAUUUACGUCCGCGAGACGAGAUCUCUCGAGGAAAGAUGGACGGCUGGAAGAGCUGGAAAAGAUCGGAGAGCUGGUUUUUUUCGGCAUGGUACCAGCGCGUGAGAGAGUCCUACGUUGCAGCCUGGUUCUUCGGGGUGUUUCAGAACAAUAGGACGAUGUCGACGAGCACCGCCCCGGGUGGCGGCGGUGGCGGCGGCGGAGGUGUCGGCGGUGCCCUCAGCCUGAUGGGUUGCGUGAGGGAGGCCUCGCCGCCCCCUCAGAAUCAUCACCCGCACCAUCAUUAUCAUCAUCAUCACCAUCAGCAGCAGCAGCAGCAGCAUCGCGCUUUCGGUCUCGGCGAGUUCCCGGCAGUUCAGCACAGCAUCGACCCUGUACCCAAAGAACCAAAGAAACGCCGUUUUCAUCCCCUACGCGGUCUCCGGAAGAUUUUCCGGCGGAAAAGCCGCGGUGCUGCUGAUGCGCGUCUCGUUUCCAAUUCAGGCGAUCGAGAUGCUGAAUUGGCACAUCUCCCGCGGGAGGAGAUCACGAUGAGGCAUCCUGCGGGACGCCCCGAGGAGGCUCGCAGCAGAAGCGCCAGCGAGCUUCUCACCGACGCUUGCGACCGAGAAAGCGUAUUCCUCCGGAGAGGAGGAGUGCAGGAUAAUCUCGUCAAGUUACGAGCAGGUGCCGGCAAGUUAUCAGUGUCGCAUGAUAGCGUUUUCCCGGGGGAAGUCCCUCAUACUCGGCCUCUCUCCUCGCUGGCCAGCUUGACGACGCUCGAGCGGAGGCAGACUAGGAAGAGUAACGAGAUCAUCGAGCACAAGGAGUACAAUCAUCACGCCGCACAAAGGCACCGGAUAUCCCUGCGGGUACUCGAACAAAUCAAGACGGUGAUAGAGAAUCGGAACCAACUGGCCUCGGCAACCUCGACAGAGGCGGCCAGUAUAGCACAUACUGCCGGCGAGCGGUAUCAGCAGGAAACCACCGAGAACCGCUUCGCCGUGUUUGAUAAACAUGGAGAGAGGAGCAGCGCGGAGGAGUGUCAGCAGGCAAAGAUUACGAGAUCAACGAAAGAUACGGUCGAUCGAACUGUUCUGGUGGCCAAGGAAGAUUUACCACAAUUGGAAAGCGCGAGCUUGAAUCAUACGGCGGCACAUCAUAGGAUUUCCGUGCGUCCAAAGAACCGACGUCCGCCACGUCGUACAGUAUCAACGACGACACCAUCCGAUGUCGGCCUUUCCAACUCGCCGUCGAUACCACCGACCAUUGUCGAGGAUACUCUAGACAGUUUGGAACAACAAAAACGGGAGCAACAAAAACAGGAACAACAACUAUCUCAACCGACGAUUAGCAAUAGUAGUUUGUCACCGACCGAACCACCAUCCAAAACUGUUGGCGUGAUCAGAAAGUCGUCGAGCCGAUUGUCCCGCAAUUCUGACAUCUUCGAGGAGUUAGAGUCGAGGCUGCCGAGGAAGACGAGUGCGACCUCGUUGUCGCCAGACAGCCUAGACGUCACGACGGUUUCACAGAGCAGCGCGGAAAUGGCCACCGCCGCCACCGAGGAACAGCAGCAGCCAGAGAUCAAAUGGAUCACUAGGAAACCAUCAAACCGAAUAUCUAAGGGCUCCGAUGUAUUCGAGGAGCUGGAGGCAAAACUGCCGCGCAGGAGAUCUUCGUCGAAUCGGUUAUCCAAAUCGCCAGACAGCUUGGACUCAGCUCCCGGUUGUUGGUUCUCCAAAUCCACCGAUGAGGCCUUCGACAAACUCGUGGAGUAUGACGAAAUUGCGAAGCCGGUAGCCUCGGUCAGGCGACCGUUGCUAAAUCCGAUCUCAAAAUCCACCGAUCGCGUCUCCAAGUCGUCAGACAGUCUAGAGGCAAUCGAACCGUUGGUAAGCGACGAUUCGAUCGAGCGACGACGGAACAGUUUUGAUUUUCGAGCGCGCAAGAGCUCGAAGGUAAUCUCUAAAUCGUCGGAGAACUUUGACAUGCUCGAGCAAAGCGGCUGCGUUGAAGCAGAGAUCGGCCAGGAACUGCAAAAGAGGAGUAGCGUGUCCGAUAUUAAUCUGUCGCGCAGUCGAAGACUGUCGAAGAGCAUUUCCAAAUCGUCCGAGAGCUUCGAGAGGAUCGACAUGAGCGACAUGAAGGAUGACGUCGACGUAGAAGUGCUGCUGGAGGAUGAUGCACCGAAAGCGGGUGGCAGACGGACCAAGAGGAUGUCCUCAGAGAGCUCAGACAAUCUAGAUGGGGAGGAUAGGCUGGAGAAUAGGAGAGUCAGAAGAACGCCCAAGACCAGCAUAGUGGACAUGAUAGUUUCUGGAGACGAUCACGAGAGAGAGAGGCGACCAACACCUUCUAGAAAACCGUCAAGGCUUCAAAAGUCUUCCGAGAGCUCGGAAUUGGGUAGUACGGAUACUCUGGACUCAGAAAGGAGAAAUAAGUCGUCGGAGAGUACCGAGACGCUGGACAGUCUCGAGAAGGACUUGGAACAGGAUAGAAAAGACGAGGAGAUAACGGAUAGCGUGGUGGACAAGCGUGAAAAAAAUGAUUCUUGGUCUAGCAGAAACGUGGCAGUGACCGAUUCCGAUCAAGCAUCGAUGGGAGAUGACACUGAGGAUUCCAAGUCGCUUAUUUCUGCCGAUAACAAAUACUAUUGGCGCCAAUCCUCCGAGCCGGUAUCCAAGGAAAACUUGGGUAUUCAACAGUUAUUAGCUAUUACGAUAAUGACCAGGAUGGCCGAUAACGGUAACAAUCAACGCGGUUCCGUCAUGUAUCCGAAGAAAAGGCAACAAAUGAGUACAUCACAACCAUCGUCACCCGUAGCAAAGCAGGAGGACACGAAGAUGCUGUUCGAUAAUUUGUUAGUGAGCAGCAAAAACGAUGAGGAUCUGCAGAACAUGCUCAACGGAAACAUAUCGGAAGUGUCAACUGAUACCAAAAGUUUUAAGGAAAAGCUGAUCAUGUUCGAGAAACUCGGGAAAUGAACGCGCGAUGAUAGAACGAUGUGAAAUCGUUCUCGCAAUUCCUUUUUCGAUUAGCGGACCACUUUGAAGGUGGUCAAAAUUUAAUGCAAAGACACGGGAAACCUGAGAAGAGAUAAACGAUCUCGUUUAGUGCUUGGUAAAUAUAUACAUAUUGUUGUAGAGUACAUCCUAGUGGAAUGCAUCCUAGUGCGACUAUUUGGAUCACAAAGAAGUUGAUACAAAAGGAAAUCAAAAAUUCGAUUGCGGAUAAUUAUUUUUCGCAGAGAAGUUUGAUUAUAUUCGCAGAGCUAUGGAAUUGAAAUAAAAAAAUAAUGAAAGAUAGGUUCGCUCGAUGAGCGUAAUUACAUGUAUAAAAAUAAUAAAUUAAAAUAUUCUAAAUACUGAUUUAUAGAGAAGAUAAAUUUUUGAAGUAUCAAUGAAUACUUGAUAUUUAAAUUAUAUCUAAAUAAUUUGCAUGUUUUAUACGUUAAUUUGUGUAACUAUAAACGUAAUGUAACAUCGUGGAAUCUGUAACUCUUCAAAAAUCAAAAUAGCGUUCAGUUCAAGUCAAUAAUAUCCGGCUCUGCUUCGUCGUCGAUGCAUUUGGGGAACAAAAAUAUCAGCCCGGCGGCAAUUUUCUCAAUUCUCGAACGUGUUUUUCUAAAACGUUAAUUAAAAGUUAAUACUUUAUUGAGAUUAUAUUUGAUCGUGCAUCAAUGCUCAUCACAGAGGAACGUAUUCGCGAAUGCAUGUACAUUCUCGUAAAAAGCUUUAGCGUUUACUCGCAGAUAAUUGUACAAUAGUUUAGCAGAUGAUUCUCGGUAUGCGACGCAUUUAUAAAUAUCGUGUAUUAUCUCAUAUCGUGUAAAUAUGAAAAAAAUAUAUGUGUUAUCAUUUUAAUUAUCUUGAAGAUAAAAAAAUAUAUAUAAAUGUAUCACACUAUAUAUAUAGUAUAUAGGAUGUAUCAUAUUUCACGCCCAAGAAUUAGCGCUAUUCCUGAAUGAGAAAUAAAUUGAAAAGUCCUGAAUUAUUUUUUUUUCUGCGAUGCUUAACGAAAGAGAAAUUAUUAAAUAAAAGUCACUAAAUCAUUACCAAACAAUUUCAACAAUCAUAAAAAAUCAGCGACAUUUUUUAAGCGGACAUAUGUUUGUGAGGCGUGCAUCGAGUAGUGUACAUGGCUACAUUCAAUCCGGCACAUGGUUUACGAAGUAUACCCGUUCAAAAAACGGUGUUGAUUAGAUGAUUUUGUUUAAUAACUCGUCCAUUAAGCAUUGCAAAAAAAAAAAAAA